UCUCACAAAACUCUCAGUCUAUAAUAUAUACUCGGCUUCUCCUCCUCCUACAUUCCUAACCAAAACAAAUUGUGUAUUUUUCUCUAUUCAAAGGACUUUAUCCAUUUCUUGUUUAUCAAAAAUAUUGAACUAUAUGGAAAAGGCAAAGCAAGUUGUUGGUUCCUCUUCUUCUUCUUCAUCGUUCACCAAUGAACUCUUUGGUCCAAAAAAGCCCUCAAACUCGUCCCUCUUUGGUUCUGUUUUUGGUCCAAAUUCCACGAUAAUGGAUCUAACAGAAGCAGGGGAGACAAAUACUAAGGACAAGACUUUAAUGUAUCAAAAUGAAAAAGUAGAAGCUCCAUGUAAUUUAAGCUCAUCCAUCUACUAUGGUGGCCAAGAUGUUUAUCCUCCAACUACCCAGACCACUGGCUCCCUGAAUAAUAUUGUCAAGAAAGAUGGGAGAGACGAUGGUUCAAACUCUGCUUCAAGAGGAAAUUGGUGGGAGGGAUCACUUUACUACUAAUAAGGCCUUGCCUUUGCCUAUAUAAAUUUCUUCUCUAUAAUAUUUAGGAGUUAAGAAAAAGCAUUCUUGACCAGCAAGGAGUGGAAGAUGUUACAUUUCAGUCCCUUUUUUUUUUUCUUUUUUCUUUUUUCAGCUUGUACAUCAGUAUAUGAGUUCCUCUUUGUAUAGUUGCUGAACUUCUCUUGUGUAAUGUAUUUAUCUAAUCCAAAUCCAACUAAUUAUUCUAA
Lycium barbarum (goji berry) is the source of this 729-nucleotide messenger RNA. RefSeq lists its product as uncharacterized. The record is from RefSeq and is a predicted model, not a curated record. NCBI's taxonomy places the organism in Eukaryota, Viridiplantae, Streptophyta, Magnoliopsida, Solanales, Solanaceae. Bases 134 to 502 code for a protein of 122 amino acids. The transcript has 5 exons.